Messenger RNA from Bathycoccus prasinos, 1893 nucleotides. RefSeq lists its product as hypothetical. The coding region runs from base 1 to 1893 and encodes 630 amino acids. The record is from RefSeq and is a predicted model, not a curated record. The transcript has a single exon. NCBI's taxonomy places the organism in Eukaryota, Viridiplantae, Chlorophyta, Mamiellophyceae, Mamiellales, Bathycoccaceae.
AUGAGCGAGAGUAAAAAGAACAACGGCAUAAACCACGCGUCUUCGUCGAGACGAGAGUCCAUGACGAGUUUAUUCUCCGAGGAAGACGAGGACGAACACCGAGAUGAAUCAAAAUCACAACUGGAACUGAAAUACCACGUGGCACAAAAUCAGUUUUUACGCUCGAACGUCAUCCGAGAACAACCUUCUUCUUCUUCUUCUUCUUCUUCUUCGAAAGAUAUACAUGGAACGUAUAAAAUAGCCGUGGUUGGGUACGGACACGUGUAUGAGGAUUUGGACGAGGAUGGUGAGAGUACUAAAGUGAAAGAGAAUGUGAAUAUAUCCAUGGACAAAGACAAACACGGCUAUCGCUACGAUUCCGUGGCGUUGACGAACGGUUUAAUCGAAAACGGCAUCUACGCCGUACGAGUGGAUUAUAAGCCUCGAGAACACGACGCGUUCAAACAAUACGUGAUAGAGGAAAAGUUUGACGCGAUUUUAGUGAGGAUUAACCCCGGUCAAAUCACGCCGCAUUCAAAUCAGGAGAGGUUCGACGACCUCAUGGAGGAGUUGGAAAAUAAAACGGAUAUUUUAAUCUUCGGGAACAAGGCGAGUUUACGAAACAUGGGAUCGAAAAUCGCGCUGGUGAAAAUACGCAAGUUAGCGUGCGGGUUGAGAGAUACGCGGGCGUAUUACACGAAGAAAGAGAUGGAGAGAGGAUUGAAGAAAGGGUUGAAAGUGUGGCCGAGAGUUUUGAAACAAAAUCGAGGGUCGACCGGGUGCGGGAUUUGGUUGGUGUGGUUGAAAGGGAAGCACGAUCGGAUCAUGAACAUGAAUAAGAUAGAAGAUAGCGAUAACAAUAAUACGAGCAGCAGUAAUAGUAGUAGUGGUAGUGGUAGUGGUAGUAGAGAAGAAGAAGAACGAAAGAAGAACGACGACGGGGAGGAGGAAUUCGAAAUCGGCGACGAUACGAUAGUCGUCUGUCAAGAGAUGAACGAUAACCACAUCGAAGAGCACACGUUUAAAGAGUUGGUGGCGUUUUGCGCGUGCGGGAAAAACCACCCGGACGCGGGCGGAAACUGGACGUCCGUUUCGGACGGGAACUAUUUACAGCAGCAGAACGACGACGAAAACGAAGACGACGACAAAGUAGACAAACAAAGUCAACUUCUCAAAGGCGCUUUCGUCGUCGACCAACGCUUACUCCCUCGAAUCAGCGAAGGCGAAAUACGCAUGGUAUUUGUCAAAGACGAGUUAUUCGAAAUCAUUCAUAAGAAACCAGUCGGCGAGAACGGCCGUUCCGCGGUUGCCUGGAACAACAAGACGACGUUUUACAAACCGGAAGAACCGUUGUUUCGAGAUUUGACCGAGAAGUUUCUCAAGAACGAUAUUCAACGCAUCGCGAGGAAGUUAAACUUGGCGUAUAACGCGUUACCUUUGUUAUGGACGGCGGAUUUUAUCCCCAUGGAUGACGACGACGAAGAAGAAGAAGAAGAACGCGACGAACAAUUCGAGAAAGAAGAACAGAACAAAAAAGAUGUCAACAACAGGAAAACAAAAACGCGAUACAUCCUCGGCGAAUUCAACUGUUCCUGCGUCGGCUUGACCAAAUUCCGCGCCGCGUGCGGCCCGGACAAAGACAUGUCCGACGUCUCCGACCAAGACUACUUCGAUGGCGCUAAACUGUGCGACUUGAUUGGCAAAAGGUGCAAAUUGCGCUUGGACGAACACAAAGAAGGUUUGAAACGGAAAGCGAUGGUCAAUCGAAUCGCGUGGGGGACGAUACUCGGUUUCGUCGGUUUCGUCGCGUUGUUAUCGUCAAAAUCGUCGUCGUCUUCCGGACAAAAAGUAGGAGGAAUUAAAGGCGUCGACAAAAACUCGAACAAAAACGAUAGAAGAAGAAGAAAACCUUAA